CCAAAUGGCAGCCACGGUACAUGCGCGACUCUCUUCAAUGGUCAAGACACUUCGAGUCGCUCUUCCACGAGCAUUCACUAUAUUCCAGAGUUCACGACUGUCCUGCUGUGAUACUAGAAGUGAUGCUGAACACCAUCCUUUCUUUGGACACGGAGUAUGGCCGAGAAGCAGCGCGCGUGCGCCACAACAUGGUCUCUGACACGGUGAAGAGCCUUGUCAAGAUGGCGAGAAAAACGCUGAAAAGUGGUAGACGUCUACCUGUUGAAGGAUGUGGAUUGCUGUCGAAGUUGGAGGACGCAUUUGAUGAUUUCCUACGAGAUAUGGGACUGGCAAGAAUAGACUCGCUGCCUGAAGACUAUAACGCUGCGAGUGGAACCUUCGAAGAUGCAGAGGCCGCAUAUCGCACUAUCCUAAACGGCGCUAUAGCACUGAUCCUCGCAGACAGAUGGAACUCUGGUGACGUCGCACGCACCUAUGGACUUUUGCUUGGCUUCGAAUCUAUUCACGAAAUAGCAGAGAUGACUGAGAACGAAUUUUCAUCACCACAACACGACGUGGACCAAGCCAGUGGAGACCAAGAAGCCAUCCACAAAAAGCCUCAAGAAAGCUUGUGCUUCGGGCAGAAAUUCUACGUGUACCCACUUCACGAAGUUUUUCAAAAUCUUUCGAUACUAAAGUGUGCUUAUUCUCAGUGGGGGACGGAAGCGCUGUUUCAUCGAUACUUCGAAGACCUUGCUCCGUGUCGAGUAAGCAAGCCCGAAAUCGCAGACUGGUUUUUCGUUCCGAUGCUGUCAACAUGCUUGUAUGCACCACUUUGGGGACCUCAUGAAGGUAGGGCACGUUGGCGUGAGGAAUCAUCGAGAACAAGGAUAAACUCGUCUAACAUCAGUCGGCAAAGGCCACUUCUGUCCUCACUUACUAAAGUUGAAGCUGAUAGUCAAACUCGAAAUCGAAUCUGAGCUUUGAAGUCAAAAAAUUUUGAUUUUAUUCCAAAUUAAUUCAAAUUUAAUCCUAACGACCGAGUUGCAAACUCAACAUUGAAGCCGAACUUUGAGACCGGAUUUUUGAUUUUAUUCCAAACUAAGUCAAUUUAAAUCCUGACGAACGAACUGCGUUCAUCUGAUGUGUACUGUUAUUCUUAGUUUUGAGGAGAUAGAUCUACUUCAACUACAGAUAUUUUCUAAUACAAAAUAUGUGAAUGAAUUGAAUUUUGAUUUUAUGAACUUUUGACUGAAUUUGAUUGCUAACGAGCUCGUCUAAUUUUUCUCACAAUGGUAGAUGAAGUCUCAGCAUUUUGAUUCGUAGUUUUGUUUCGAAAUCCAUGCGGAUAAGAUAAUUCAAAAAAAAUAUUUUGAUUUAAUUAUCACGUUUAUAUUCUCGUCAUCGUCCUCCCCUUGUAUCGUCGUCGACGUUCUCCAUGAUCCUCCGCAUUCAUAUUCUAUCGUCGACGGUCGGAUCAGGAGUACGAAAGACAGUAUCAGCGAGAUUCGAAGAAGUGCCUGCUCGAAGAAGCAGCAUUUCUCUUUGCAGAUGUGUGGCAAUCUGAAACAGAACGGAAGCGUUGGGAACUGGAUGUUGCGGGCCUGCAGCUGCGUAAGGUUGCCGGACAAGAAGGAGCAGAAUCAUUGGGUGAUGGGACAAUCUUUGAUGGAGGCGAGGACCACGAUCAGCGUGGGGUGGAGCACAAUCAGAAUGCGCAUAGAAAUCAGGAGACUCGGGCAACGGCAAGCAUCAAUCAGGAAGACGAAGCGCGCGAAGUGCUACUUGGGGGGCUGCUUGAAAGUCACCAGGAGCGGACAAUUCUGGAGGAUAUGCCCGACAAUCUCGAUGACCUCGGCGGUUGGGAAAAGGAAGGCGAAGUAGCAACGGCUGUCAAUGCAUUUGUGGAUGCGGCGACAGCGACUAGCAGUAAGCCGAUACCCAAUGAUGCAGGACAAGGGAUACGACCACAAAGAACAUCAAGACGACCUUUACCCGACGAUAACAACAAACUCCUCGCUGACGAACUGGAGGCGAUCAAAAAGUUCGGUCGGUGUCGCCACACUGACUUGGAUAAUAUGGCUAACCGCGAAAUUUUUGGGCCUGCAAUUCGGGACGAAUUGUUUUUCAAGUCAAUGUGGUACAACCGCCGUCGUGGCGCGGACCACAUCUUUCUUUUCGCAGAUGGACAGGGUCCAAGACUCUUUGGAAAUUUUCAGAUGUUGCAAAAUUCGGUGUUUCUUAGUGUGGAGGCGACGUGUCCGACCUGGGCCGUACGGCCGAACCUAGAGGUGGAGCAAGACGUUUUUGAUUGUCUUCAGACCAUGCAGAAAGACAUUGUCAUUCCCGGUUUAGUAACUUUUGAUCGCGCACGUGGAUUGCUAGCUACGAAUAGACCGUCGAGUGAGCGCGAAUAUUUGGUAACGUUUCAUGGUCGACACCCAGAACACGCACUGAGCCAUAGGAAUGCCAAGAUCCGCGGACAGGUUCUGGACACCUUCGAGAAGUUACCAGGCGCAGACGUCAGUGCAGGCUUCGUAGAGAGCUACUUCGCACGAAAGGGCAACUCACACUUCUGCCUUGUGCCCGGCGGCAGCAGUCCGUGGACCGUGCACCUCUACGAGAGCUUUUUCGCUGGUUGCAUACCUGUCAUUUUGUCGGACGAGUAUCAAGUGGCAUGGAGAUCAGAGUUGCCGUGGGACGAGUUCUCAAUCAAGUGGCCAGAGAAUCUUCUACUGAAAGAUGAAGAUUUUGAGGCUGACCUUCAAAGCAUCGGAGGUGACUUAUCGCCGUCAUCAUCACCUGGGCUUCUCGCAUUGUACGCCUAUCUGCAAAACCUGAUCAACGGAGGUAGAAACGUUGCGAUGAAAGCUGCAGUAGAUCGGUAUCGUUGUUUUUUCGACUACUUUUCAACGACUCCGGCUUGCAGUCCAUGGCAUUUGGUGCAGCGAAAACUGAAGAAACGACUGAUCAUGCGUCGGUUAGAGAUGGAUUCGCCUCUUCUGCAGAGCAGCACCUCCGCUGGAAGCCAACAUGCUGAUCCUCUCUUGUCGAUCGAGGACAGUCUCAGCAUGCACCACAUCGAACAUAAAGAGGGAGCGCACGUCGUCUAUUCCGACGCCCACUCCGUAAACGACCGCUUUUGGGGUCCGACACCUUUUGAGGUCGCUUUUCCCGAGUCCAUUCCGCAAGAGCCGAUUCAUGAUGCUUUCGCAUUCGCCCACUAUGACCGAUUGUCGCGAUAUCAUACUGUAGAUGUACCAGCAAACCAACAACGACGCACUUUUGACAUGUUGAAUCGGACACGGGUGAAGUGCUGAAGAAACUCCAACUUUUUUCCCGCGUCCCCCGAAGAGAGCUCAUUCUUUCGUUUUUAAUAUUG
Amoebophrya sp. A25 is the source of this 3361-nucleotide messenger RNA. Lineage: Eukaryota; Dinophyceae; Syndiniales; Amoebophryaceae. The record is from the annotation of a GenBank genome assembly.